CUAGCACGUAAGCGCCACACUUUACAAUCUGUUCAAAUCCAACAUAUAUAUAUUUUUGAUCCACAAAAUGUUCGAGCUAAUCGUCGAAUUAAUAUUAUAUUUUCCAUUUCCACUCCUUGCAGUUACCCAGCAUGUGCACAACUGUGGUCCGCAGACGUUCCUGAUCAGCCGCAAGGGCGGCACCCUGCUGACCAUCAACAAUUUCGUCUAUCGCUCCAAUCUCAAGUUCUAUGGCAAGAGCAACGACAUCUUGUACUGGGAAUGUGUUCAGAAUCGAUCGAUGAAGUGCCGCAGCCGCCUGAAGACCAUCGGCGAUGAUCUCUAUGUAACAAACGAUGUGCACAACCACAUGGGCGACACGAAACGCAUUGAGGCAGCCAAAGCCUCCGGCAUGCUCAUACACAAGAAGCUGAGCUCACUGACCGCCGCGGAUCGCAUACAUGGCUGGAAUCGCGCCGACAGCGGCAUCGAUCAAAUGGUUAAGUUUGAAACUGCGUAGGAAAACAAACAACAAAUCGAAUAGUACCAAAAUGGAGUACAACUUGUAAAGCCUGAGCCCGAGACCCAGUAGGUUAUCUAAGGCUUACCAAAAAAAGUCAAUUCUUAUUGCAAAUAUUUAGAGUAUCGUUGAAAGAUCUGAGCAGCUAACCUAGUUAAAUGAAUGCCUUAGAGCCGCCGCAAAUGUUAACUACUGUAGUUAUAUUAAUUAUAAACAUUUAUGUAUAAAUUGAAAAAGACAUACUUUAAGCUUAGACCAGAGUUCACAAAAUGUUCGGUAUAGAAAGUAUAUGCACAACAGUUUAUGCCCUUGCAGGUUAUUAUAAUUUAUUUACAAAAUGUUGAAAGAAAGAAUUCUUUAAGCCCAUCAAAUAUAUAGUAUAUAAUUUUAGACAGCUCCUCUAUAAGCUCUAUAUAUGCUCAGUCCGGAUCUGUCUGUAUGUUUGAGUGAUUCGAUCUCAGAGAUCUAGAGAACUUUGACUAUACUCCAAUCCCCUUCAAAACUCCAAUAUCUCUUCUAGAUUAUAUAGAAAGUAGUUGUUAUUGAGUUAUCAUUUGUUUCGUAAGACUUUUCAAAUAAACUUGGCAUCAGGCUGCCAAAUUUUGAGAAUA
Molecule: messenger RNA, 1110 nt
Organism: Drosophila novamexicana
Lineage: Eukaryota; Metazoa; Arthropoda; Insecta; Diptera; Drosophilidae
Exons: 2
Coding region: 68-499 (143 amino acids)
Source: RefSeq, a predicted model, not a curated record